GUGAAAAAUGAUUCAGAAAGUUUUGUGGGCGGUCAUGUCGGAUGUUAUAGAACACGGAGAAACUCAGGGUUCUCGGGUUGCCAUGGUGAGCGUUUCCAGCAGAGCAGCAUGACGACCUCUGUGUGUCCUGAUGAGGUGAAUGCCGCAGAAGACCUGGAGUCAUUUGAGUUCCUGUCGUACCCUGGACCUUCAGAAUACACACGCUGCUCCGAGACGGUGAAGGACAAAACCAGGCUGAGGAGCAGACUGGUGUCAGCGUGGAACAAUGUGAAAUACAGAGGCUGGAAUCUGAAAGCUAAACCUCGUCUGAGUAAAAACUCUCCUGUGUGUAUGUUGGGUCACACAUACAACCUGAACCAUGAAGGUGAGAGGCAGCUGUUCCGCUGUGCGUUCUCGUCUCUGUUCUGGAUGACGUACAGGAGAGGUUUCUCCUCGCUGCAGGGAACGUCUCUGACCUCAGACAGUGGGUGGGGCUGCACCGUGCGCUCGGCCCAGAUGCUGCUCGCACAGGCAUUAGUGCGACACACGUUACCUGCAGGCUGGACGUGGACUGGAGCUCAUCAUCAGACCAGAGACGACUUGGAGCUCGGAUCCUCUCGGCCGCUUGGGCUGGGAUUGGGGCGGAGCCGGAGGGUGGAGCAGAGGAGGCGGAGCGAGGGUGCCAUACUGGAGGUGGAUGAGGAUGGGCAGGAGAGCAGACACCGACGUCUGGUGGCGUGGUUUGGAGACACGCCAUCCGCUCCUUUCAGCCUGCAUCAGCUGGUGGGGGCGGGGCAGUCGUCAGGGCAACGGGCAGGUGACUGGUACGGCCCCUCUGUCGCCGCACACAUGCUGCGUAAAGCAGUCGCGGCAUCUGAACUGCGUGACCUGGCUGUGUACGUCGCGCAGGACUGCACUGUGUAUGUGAGGGAUGUGAUCAGACUGUGUGGAGAAUGUCCGCGUGAGCUCCCAGUGAGAUUUCGCCCUGUUAUUAUCCUGGUGCCUGUGAGACUUGGCGGGGAGACACUCAACCCCGCGUACAUCCCGUAUGUGAAGAGACUGCUUCAGCUGAAGUGCUGUGUGGGAAUAAUCGGAGGAAAGCCGAAGCACUCGCUGUAUUUCGUCGGGUUUCAGGAAGAUCAGCUGCUGUAUUUGGAUCCUCAUUUCUGUCGGGCUGCUGUCGAUGUCCGUCAGUCCAACUUCCCCUUAGAGUCAUUUCACUGUAAGACAGCGAGGAAGCUGCCAUUUAACCGCAUGGACCCCAGCUGCACUCUGGGUUUCUACGUGAAGAGCAGGAGGGACUUUGAUAUGCUCCGCUCUGACAUCACCAUGGCUCUGAGCUCGUCCACAGACAUGUAUCCCAUCUUCACCUUCGUCGAGGGCAGUGGGCGGGACCAGCAUGAGCAGCUGGAUUUGACCUUUGACCCAGAGGUGCACGUCCCACUCAAAGACAAGGAGAGACGAAGAAGAAGUAAGGGAGGGAGCAUGGACGAGUUUGUGCUGCUGUGAACACUUCCUCGGUCGUGGUAACAUCUGUUCGCGGAUAAGUUCCUGAAAUCAGGCUGAUUAGUUAAAUCGAACCAUGACGCCUCAUUGUUAGAGAAACAGCUUUGGGAACGAAAGGUCACCAGGUUGAUUCCCUGGACGAGCAGGAAUGGCUGAAGUGCCUUUGAAUAAGGUAUCUAACCCCCUCCACUGCUCCCCAGGCUGCUCUGGGUGUGUUGUACGUCGCGCUGGAUGUAAGAGUGUCUGCUAAAUGCCUGUAAUUUAAAUGCACUUCUGAUCAGGUUUGUACACGUCAAUCUCUACCCCAGGGUUAAGAACCAACAUUUAGAUUGUAAAGUUGGCAUACAGUCAUCAACCAGCAACUGUUGAUGAGAAACUAUCAGCUAGAGACUGUUUGUUUGCUUCCUAGUGUAACAGUUAUUCCACGAAAUCGAGUUGUACAUGUCUGUAAUCCACGUACGACGAGAUUGAGUGGAAUAACUGUUUUAUUCUAUCCACAUUCACUGGAUUUUGAGAAACAGAGCAUUUUUAUUUUUUUGCAAAUUCGAUAAAUAAAACUUUAUACAAAACGUCCAACAAAAUAAUUUCCGCUUAGAAUGUAAACAAACUGGCGAAAUGACAGGAGCAAUUUGUGAAAAAUGCAAUAAUUCUUGAAAAAUAAAAAAAAGAUACAUUCUUACCAUCAAAUAGUUUUAUUCCAUAUUUUGUUGUAUUUUUUGGGGGUUGGCAAACCAAUUUAAAGGUGCAUUACUGGGCUGGAGUGUGGAACAGGAGAUAUGGGAGGAAAUAAGCUAUCUUCUUUUAGCUUUUUCUGUUUCUUUUAAAUACUUGAUGAUAAAUUUUUGGGAGUUUUGUUUUCAAGUAGUUUUUAUUUCAUCCUCGGAUGGUUCAGCAACAUGCUCCGCCAUUUUGUUUUUCUCUACUCACGGUAUAUGAGCUGAUGUCCUAGUAGUAGAGUAGCCAAUCCGAGCACUCGAUUGCUCAUAUCCAGUGAAUGUGGAGAGAAUAAAAGCUUGUAGCUAUCAGCUCUAAGCUUCCCAUACUUGGUGAAAUUCACCUCAUGGCGUCAGUGUAAAAAUAAAGAAGCGAACCUUUCAGACAGGGAACGUGAUUUGGCUGAUCAAUUAAAUUCAAGGUAAGUGAAAGAAACCCCCCCCCCUUUUUUUUUUUUUUUUUAAAUUAAACGCGCUACACAAAUAGAAAUCUAAAAAUGUAGCUCCUUCUUUUUAGUUAGCUGCCUUCAUGUGUCUCAGAGGAAACAUGCUGUAGCCAUCACAUGAUGGGGGACAAUUGGCUGGUGGGUGACCAAAUUGGGAGGGAAAUGGGGGUGGGGGGAGAAUGUGGGAAAGAAUGUGUGGGCGGAGUUUAAAACGUCUCAUAAGUAAAGUAUCACGAUAUACUUUUUUCAGUAUCGUCCGUCCCUACACCACUAAAAGCUCAGCUCCUUUCGAUUGUAAGUUACGAGAAGUAAAAUCAAAACUGAAUUCCAUUACUGUAUUUUUAGAAGUUGUAUUUUAUUUGUGUGUGUGUGUGGGGGGUGUUUUUUUUUUUUUUUGGGUUUCAUGUCUGUGUCUUCUUUCUAAUAAUAAUAGUAGUUAUUAUUUUAUAAUUUUUUUUAAUGCUUAAUUGUCGAGUGUAUUUGUGUCACAACAUAUUUUUUUUAUAUUUACCAAUAAAUAAUGAGGAAGGAAUUAUUUUUGAAGUAAAGAAAAUGUGCAUGAUUAAUGUCUAUUUUUUAUUUUAAAAAACAAAAAAUGAAACAGUAUGACCCAGACAUGUAGAAGAUGCGUAUCAUGUGUACAGUAUGUGACCUGGUUUGUAAUAAACAGAAGUGAAAGUUGA
This is a messenger RNA of Neoarius graeffei (lesser salmon catfish), 3327 nucleotides long. Its product is annotated as cysteine protease atg4da-like. The coding region runs from base 109 to 1488 and encodes 459 amino acids. The record is from RefSeq and is a predicted model, not a curated record. Lineage: Eukaryota; Metazoa; Chordata; Actinopteri; Siluriformes; Ariidae. Gene Ontology annotation, molecular function: protein-phosphatidylethanolamide deconjugating activity. The transcript is spliced from 11 exons.